ACUGCACCACACCGAGAAAGAGACAGAGACAGGCAGCUAGAUACUUACAAAACGUGAGUAGAGAGUACAGAAACAGUGAGUGGGAUAGAGGGAGAGAAUGUUAGAGAGGGAGACGGCGAGAGAAGACUAGUUUAAUGGAAAGGGAGACGGAGGGAAAUGGUCCGAAGCAAAGAUAGGAAAAUAGGGAGAGAGACAGACGGGAAUACACACACACAGACACAGUGACAGGGAGAGGGUGUCUCCAGCGGUUUCCUGUUGGAUUAACUGGCCACGGGAUGGAGAGGCCGGUACCGAGGGCUAGCGGCGGCCGCUGAGAUCUCCUUCUCCCCGGGAGAUGGAGCCCAGGACAUUCCUGAUGGUGAUGGCAGUCUGGCUGCGCUCCGGAUUCGCCUCCAAACUCCUGAGCGGUCAGAAUGUGUGUCGCAGGGGGGUUGAGCGCCCCUGUUAUCAAAUCGCCUAUUUCCAGGAUGCCUCACUCAGACUGGGCUUUGAAGAGGCACAGAGUGAGUGCCAACGUGACGGGGGAAACCUCCUGAGCAUUGAGACGGCGAAUGAGCAGCGUUUUGUGGAAAAGUUGAUUGAAAACUUGUCUGCAGGCGAUGGUGAUUUCUGGAUUGGACUCUGGCGGAGAGUGAACGGGAAUGAGAGCUCUGCAGACUGCCCUGACCUCUACCAGUGGAUUGAUGGCAGUGACACUGGGUUUCGUAACUGGUAUGUGGAUGAGCCAUCGUGUGGCAGUGAGGGGUGUGUGGUGAUGUAUCACCAACCAUCUGCCUCCUCAGGUAUGGGAGGCCCCUAUCUUUACCAAUGGAACGAUGAUCGAUGCAACAUGAAGAACAACUUCAUCUGCAAGUAUGCUCCAGUUCCAGAUUCCUUGACUCCAGGGUCAAUUCCAACUCCCAUUGAUGGGCACAGCUCAGAAGAGGACAACACCCUGAACAUCCUCUACAUUAUUAUUCCGACAAUCCCAGUGCUCAUCCUCCUGCUGGUGCUCAGUGCCAUCUUCUGUCUCCGUCUCGUGAGAAGGAGGAAAGAGAGAUGUGAGACGAUCGUGAAGGAACAACAUUUCUGGAUGGAAUCUGUCAGAAGCAACUCUCCAAAGUUGGAGAUAUAUAAUGUCAUCAUGAAGCAGUCAGAGGCUGAUUUAACCGGAACCCGACCUCACAUAAAGAACAUUUCUUUCCGAAGCUCUGCUCCCAACCAGGAACUAGACAAUGUUUCCAGAGAAUAUGACAACAUUGGCACCAAUUGUUCCACAAGUGGUUUUGUGACAAAUGAGAUUUAUGAACCUUAUAGUCAUCAAGUGAAAAAAUGUGGAGAAUCUGGCUGGGUGGAAAAUGAGAUCUAUGGUUACUAGGAGCAUCCAAUGUCGAGUUAAUUCUUUCUGAAACUCUAACCGAGAGAUGAAGAGUUCGUUCCUCCCUGCUGAGACGCUCCUUCUCCUGCUGGAGAAAGGGGUCCACUUCCAGCAUGCAGAGGAAAUGCACCCUUUAAUGUCAGUGAGAGAGACCCAUCUGUGAAAGUAGGAACUGAAGCCAUCAUCACAGAACCAGGAACCUGAACAAAGCUUCAGUGAGUUGGGAAAGUAUGGUUCCCUUCUCUUAUAGUCUUCCUCGUGUUACCCCGUCUUAUAGUUCCCUUUUCAAUACAAGGACAGUCUGUAUCAAGCAUCUGUCCACAAAAUAUCUGACAUUAAACACAAGCUGCACAAUCUAAG
Molecule: messenger RNA, 1717 nt
Organism: Hemiscyllium ocellatum (epaulette shark)
Lineage: Eukaryota; Metazoa; Chordata; Chondrichthyes; Orectolobiformes; Hemiscylliidae
Product: layilin-like
Exons: 6
Coding region: 335-1357 (340 amino acids)
Molecular function (GO): hyaluronic acid binding
Source: RefSeq, a predicted model, not a curated record